GCUAUGUUCACGUGCUUCUAAUUAGAGCGAUCGAUAGAAGGGCAUUCAGGGUCAUUGCGGGAUGCUUCAAAAUCGGACCACCGUCCAUUCUUGCACAGAAUGUCACAUAUGGCUUGGAAACCCAACACUUUUGUGUAAGUGAGAUAGUGGUCGCAAUACGUACGAUAAUCUUUGGAUCAGUUGUGUGGAUCUCCCUUAGACGAAAAUACACCGACUGCAAUGUCAAUGCCAAAGCAGCGAUAUUCGUUUCGCGCUAUGAUUUUGAGAAGAGAGCUUGCCAAAAGGAAGGUUGUGGCCGAUACAUUAAGGCUAUUAGAUUACCAAAAGGACCUUGCACAGACAUUGCGUCAAGCGGUGGCCAGAGGAGAAAAAGAAGCAAUUGUGAAAAAAUGUCAGAAGCAGCCUGAAAGUCAGGUUUCUAAAUAUUUUACACAUGGAACUGAAAGUGAACCCCCUUACUGCAGAUCAUCUACACCAACAACAGGAUCGGGCUACUCCACCUACACGUACCAGUGCUCAGGCAUUGAGCAGAAACCUAAUAAUACGUCAAGCAACACUGCAACCGAGCAUAGUGAGAACGACGUUGAUGUUGUCUUUGGCGUUGAAGACUCCCAACAAGAAGGUGACUCUGUAAAGAUGUCAGGUGUAAAUUCGACUGUACCCGAGUUACCCCCAGAUUCACCACUCAGGACCCAAGUUCCUCGGGGGCUAGCAUUUGGACAACGCGUACGCAACGCAUGGCGACAAGCAAGGAACUCUUUCAAAAACGAACGAGAUUCGACCCUAUUUAACACCACUUCUGCUAACUCUCCAGGUGCACCAUUCCUUGUCCAAAAGUCCGCUGGAGAUGUGAACAUUGUUGACCAGGAGAGCAAUGUCAACCAACAAUCGACGCUUGAGCAUGCAGAUGACCAUGAAUCCCAGCAAAUGAAAAAGGAUGCUGGUAACACAGGUGAAACUCACCUACAGACAGACUUGCUCAUACGGCAUAACGCCGAUCAUUUGGUACAAAGUUUAAAGGAAGCAACUUUGCAGCUUGCUCGACGUGAUAUGGAGAUGCAGAGGUUAAUAACUGUAAAUGCCCAGUUGGGUGAACGUUACUGCCGUAUGCGGACCCAAUAUGCAGAACUAGCUCGUGAGCAGGCGCGGUUACGCAGGCGCUUCGAUAUACUUUUGGUGAAAGGCAUGGAUCAUGAUCACCUGAAAGCAUCAAAAAAUGACCUUGAAACACAGUUGGAUGAACUAAGGGGGCAGCUAGCGGCUGCCGAAGAACGCGCCACUCAGAAUGCCCGUCGACUGACUCGGGUUGAGGCUGAGGCCCGAGAGGUGGCACAAAACGCAACCACUGCUGAUGCCCAGGUAGCGCAACUCCGAGCGGAGUUGCAGCGAAAGGAGGCUCAGAUUUGUUCACUGACAUGCCGACGAUAUAUACACGCGGCACGGGAGAUGCAAACCCGCAAAAUCCAAAAUGAGUUGAUGGAGCUCAAGGGGAAUGUCCGAGUACUUAUAAGAUGUCACUCAACGCAGGAUUCGGAAUGCGCUUUCCGUUUUUUGACUGAUGAUACUAUGGUCCUAAAACCUGCAUCUGGAGCUGCUACAUGCUUGCCUUCUAGCAUACCUGGGGGACUACACGCCGUCAGAGCAUAUCGUAUAUUUCAACCUGGAUCAACGCAGAAAGCUAUCUUCGACGAAGUCAGUGAACUGGUGACAUCUUGCGUGGACGGCUACAGUGUUUCAAUUAUGGCCUAUGGACAAACUGGAACAGGCAAGACGUACACAAUGUUGGGCAUUCCAUCCGAACCAGGUGUCAUUCCGCGUGUGGCCCGUCACCUGCUGGUUCAAUGCCAUCAACGUGCGCCCUUGUGGACCUACCGCAUAAGUAUUGCAAUUAUACAAAUAUACCAAGAAAUGGUUGUCGAUCUUCUAGCCGAGCCCAACUCUCCCACAAACGCUGAGCAGCUAGGCCGUGUAACCAUGCAUGACAACGGAAGGCAAAUUCUGCUGCGUGGAGCGAGAGAAGUAGAAGUUAACACAGAGCAGGAGAUUAUUGAGGAGAUCAGAAAGGCUCGUCUACGUCGACAUGCAUCUGCUCUCUUACUGAACACAUCACCAACCUAUCUGCAUUUUAUUGUGAUUUUCCGCGUCCGUGGGGUCUGUCGGCUGACUAAAUUUGGUGCGCAUAUUAGCGAACGAGGAAUUUCUCAUGAAACACAAUUGCCGGUUGGUUUAUCUCCGACUUUGCCAAUUAAACAGGAAAACGUACCCAUCGUUUCUUCACGAGAUCAUGCAAAGCAGCAUUCGGUGGAAGAAAUCAGAGAAGGAAACAUUCCACUUGUCACGCAUAGCUUGUGCAUUCUUGGUGACUUAGCAGGUUUCGAUAUAUGGGGAUCAAAACAGAGGGACUUUAAUGCCGAAAACAUGAAUCAGCCGAAUGGAGUGGGGAGAUCAGCGAUGAAGCUAAAAUCGAGAAGCGAGUUAGAUUCUACCAUUUCAGAUACGAAGUCAGUCCAACGAAGUAACCGCAGUGUGAAAACAGGUGGAGAUAACGCCGACAUACUAGAGGCCAAUUUGUGCUAUUGGAACGACACCAGGGAUUUUUGAGUUACUGACGUACUGUAACCACAUUGUGAACCGUUUAGCCACACUCCAUUCCCCUUAUCAUCCACAGGCAUCUAGGUCGGUCACUUAUAACUUUGGCAAGAGUGUUCGAAGCAUUAUCUGUCUCCGAAUCAAGCCACAAGCAAGUACAUGUUCCCUUUCGUGAUUCCAAGUUGACCCAUUUACUUAAACCCUCCCUCACUGGGGACGCAAAAUGCCUGCUUAUCGUCACGAUCAACUCUGAAAGGUCCAACCUGGAAGGUACGAUGCGAAGUCUGAAUUUGGCCAGUAGGGCGUCGCUUGUGUGUUACGGAAAAGUCCAUCGAAAUGCGGCACAUCAAGGCGGUAUACGAACAGGCAUUGCAUCGCGGUGACUGAUGGGCUCACCGAAUUGAAUUUACCCGGUCAAACAGCAGCAGUUUUCCAAUGCGAAUAAACGUCAUACAUUAGUUUCGAGCGAAUUUAUGGUGCAUAAUUCGCAUUGCAUGAACCACUUUUGUACAACAUCCAAUGGAUUGUACCUUAUUUCAACUGAUUUCAGAGUUGAUAAGCAACUUUCAUGCGUC
Messenger RNA from Dicrocoelium dendriticum, 3164 nucleotides. The record is from the annotation of a GenBank genome assembly. Lineage: Eukaryota; Metazoa; Platyhelminthes; Trematoda; Plagiorchiida; Dicrocoeliidae.